AUGGGACAAAUUGUUUCUCCAGCUUCUAAAUUAUUUCGUUUUGUUAUUCCACGUCGUUAUGAUUCUCCAUUGAAUUGGGGUUAUGAAAAAUUGAAUAAUCAAGAUGAUAGUUUCGAUCUCCAGAUUCAUCCUGAAGAACUGCAAUUUCCAUUUGAGUUGAACAAGCAGGUAUCUUGCUAUUUGCAGUUGUCUAACAAUUCAGAAAAUUGUGUGGCUUUCAAGGUUAAAACUACAAAUCCAGAGAAUUAUUGUGUUAAGCCUAUCUAUGGAGUUGUGUUGCCCAUGUCCACUUUUAAUGUUAAAGUUUUAAUGCAAGCCCAAAAGGAGGCACCUCCUAACAUGCAAUGCUUGGAUAAGUUUCUUUUUCAAAGCAUAGUUGCAAAACACAAAACAUAUCAUUCCAAAAAUGGAACCACCACAAAACAUAUCACUUCAAAAAUGUUUGAUAAAGAAUCCGGCUACGAGGUUAAGGAGUGCCAAUUGAGGGCUGUUUAUGUUAAUCCUCCUCGGCCGCGAUCUCCAAUUCAAGAAAGAUUUUAUACAGAUUUGAAAGCUUCAAUUGAACAUGAUGAACAAUCUAAUACUUCAUUUGAGGUACAUCCUCAAGAGCUGCAAUUUCCUUUUGAAUUGAGGAAGCAGAUAUCAUGCUCUUUGCAAUUGUCUAACAAGUCAGAUAAUUAUGUGGCUUUCAAGGUUAAGACUACAAAUCCGAAGAUGUAUUGUGUUAAGCCUAAUCAUGAUGUCGUCUUGCCUAGAUCUACUUGUGAUGUUAAAGUUACCAUGCAAGCUCAAGAAGAAACACCUCCUAACAUGCAAUGCAAAGAUAAAUUUCUAAUUCAGAUCAUAGUUGUAAAGAUGGGAGCAACCACAAAAGAUAUUACUUCAAAAAUGUUUAAUAAAAAUUCGGGUUCUAAAAUUGAAGAGUGCAAAUUAAGAGUUAUUUUUGUUGAACCUUCUCAACCAUCAUCUCGAAUUCAAGAAGAAUCGGUUGAAUAUUUAUCUUCUCGCUCAGAUCAGGCAGCUGCACUUAUUUUAAAAUUAAUUGAGGAGAGGGAUAGUGCUAUUAAGCAAAAUAAAAGACUGGAGCAAGAACUGGAGUUUUUGAGGAGUAAAGCCAACAAUGACGGUUAUAUAAAGCAGGCAUGUCAAUGA
This is a messenger RNA of Vicia villosa (hairy vetch), 1152 nucleotides long. Its product is annotated as vesicle-associated protein 1-4-like. Gene Ontology annotation, cellular component: endoplasmic reticulum membrane; plasma membrane. The transcript has 12 exons. Bases 1 to 1152 code for a protein of 383 amino acids. Lineage: Eukaryota; Viridiplantae; Streptophyta; Magnoliopsida; Fabales; Fabaceae. The record is from RefSeq and is a predicted model, not a curated record. Gene Ontology annotation, biological process: endoplasmic reticulum membrane organization.